CUCUGCUUUCCCUCUUUGCUUUUAUGCGUCUGACCAUUGAUAACGAAGCAAAACGCCACUCUGUGUCUCCAAGUCUCCAUUCACUGACCACCUCGCUGUUCUCUCUGUCUCCCUCCUUGUUUCUUUACCGUUUCGAAUGAAUACGAAAAAUACCCUCGUCUUGGAGGACUAGAAAAGAAGGAAGACUUCUUAUUUUGUUUGUUGAUUUCUGCCGGAGGAGUAAUUCUUUUCUUUGCAUAUAAUCUACGUUACGCUUGUUUGUUAUCAAGGAAGAUAAAUAAUGAUAAUGAUUCCAGUGCCCCAUCAGGGCUGAGAGACGACUGCCUGCUUUUUUACGUAUCGGAUCUUUUUCGGGGCUCGCGAUUCUUCUUCUUUUCCGUUUCUUGAACCUGCAUUUCCUCCUUUUUUUUGUUUUCUGGUAAAAUGAGUCAGUGAAGAAUGGAAGGGUCCAAAAUGUCAUCUGAUGUGAAAUCAAGUCGUACAUACUCAGAACCUUCCAGUGAAAGGGGAUUCGGUUUGGAGCUCAAGAAGAGUUCUAGAUGGCAGCAACAUUGGGAUACUGCUCUUCCAACCCAAGCAAUGCAGAGUCUAAAACAUCAAGACAAGUUGAAAGCAAAAUAUUAUGGUAGUCAGCGAUGUGUUGAUAUGCCUCGUGAACUGAAACUUCAUGCAAAUGAUAGGAUCUUGGUCCAACCAAAAACUUCAGGGAACAGCCAUCAGCUGCACUCUGUCAAGAGAAAUUCAAUAAAGGAUGACGAGCUUGUAAAAUAUAUGUCAGAUUUGCCAGGUUUUCUCCAGCGCAUGGAGAGAAGUGAAAGUAUACAGGAUAAGGCGUUGAAUGUUGGAGUUUUGGACUGGUCACGUCUAGAGAACUGGAGGAUUGCAGCAAGUUAUAGCAAUAGUACAUCAUUGACUAGCAGCAAUUUGCCAAGUAAAAUUACUAUGAAGUCUGCUGCCUUUCCAAAUGCGGUUCACAAUAACACUCUUGCUCACCGAAGCAAGCAGCAUCCUUCUCUUUCUUCCAGUCUGAACUCUUCUCACAAAGACCAUGUUUCUCGAGCUUCCAAACCUCCUAUCCAGAAUGCUUUGUGCUUUCAAGAUUUUGAAACUUCUUCCAAGAGCAGUGUGAACGGGCAGAAAAAAGUACGAAGGACCAACAAGUCUGUUGGCAGAAAUAAUUCUGAUGUCAUUCUUGAACAGGGGAAAAGAAAAGAUGUAAAUCAGAAGAUCACUUCUAAAGUUAGAAGUCGGUCUUCAAACUCAAGAUACGACAGUAUCUCAAUCAGGUCCAAGGUGAAUAUGAGUGCUUGUGACAGUGCGGCCGAGAAGAGAGCUGGGGAGAAGGAAGGACUGGAAGUAAAGAGAAAACCAUUGGAUCAGACAAUUUCUUCAAGGAUCAGAACUCCAUCAUCACAGAUGAGAAGCCAUGAUGUUUCGCCCAGUUCUAAGGCAAAGAAUGUUGCUGAUGGUAAAACUAAGAAGGGAAUAGAGGAGUUGCAAGAAUCUUCUAUUGAUCUUUCUCCUCAACACCAAUCCAUGGAGAACAACAUAGUUCUCCUUGUACCAAAGAAGUUAUCCACAAAUUGCUCCCCUCAGGAACCAAGGACACUGCUGGAUAAGGAUUUGAAUGAAACACACCGACGGAGCUUGUCAGAUGUCUUUUCUCAUGUGGAAGUUCAAUCUUCUGAAAUUCUGCACUCAUGCUCGCUGAUUUCUAGAAAGGAAACUGACACAGAACCCCACAAAUUGCUGCACGCUGCAAUGGUUAUGCGGGGUGCAGAGACGUCAGCUGAUGCAUCCUGCGCAUCUGCAUGUUCACGUAAGAUGCCAAUUAGACUGUCUGAGGAUAAAUUUGCAGGAGAGAGCAGUGGUAGGGCUGCAAAAGGAAGUGUUAUUGAAACUUCAAAUACUUUGGAUCAAGAAACAAUGGAAGUGAUGGCAAGAAAAGGCAGGCAUCCUUCACCAAAUCACCGGUUUAGCUUCAGCUUAAGCCGAAUGAGUAGGAGUUUCAGCUUCAAGGAGAGUUCAGCUGUCCCACAGUUGAGCUCCACCUACAUUUCCACGAAGUCUGGCCCCGUGAUAUCCGGAGGUUCUGCUUGUUUGGAUAAUUCAAACAGAGAGAAGGCAAGUGGUCAUAACAGAGCUAGAUCCAGCCCGUUGAGAAGGAUGCUAGAUCCUCUGCUGAAGUCCAGGAGCUCGAGGACACUUAUUUCAGCUGAAAAUGACUCUUUAAAAGAUAGCUUGAAUUCCUUCAACUUGAAGCGAUUUGAUGCUACUGAACCACUUAAGGAUGAAAAGCAUGAGCCACCAAGAAUAAAAGCUCACCUGCAGCUUUCAAUGAGGAACGGAGUUCCUUUGUUCAGAUUUGCGGUUGGCAACAAUAGCAACUUUCUUGCAGCCAACAUGAACAAGUUAUCAUCACCUCAGAAGAAUGAUUCGGGCUGCGACUAUACAUUCUAUACAGUUGAUGAAAUCAAGAGAAAGAGUGGUAGCUGGAUAAAUCAAGGUAGUAAAGAGAAGAGCUGUGGCUAUAUCUACAAUGUGAUUGGCUGCAUGAGGGUUAAUAAUAGCUCUUCUAUCUCUGCUUUGACUGGACCAAGCUCUAUUUGCCAGAUUAAGGUGAAAGAGUCUGUUUUGUUUAUUAGGGACCCAAGUCAGGCAGAUCAGGCAUCGCCAAGGUUCAUGGAAAAUACGGAGCUUGCAGCAGUUGUUGUCAAAAUGCUUAAUGAAAUCCCAAGCCUCGACCUGCAGCAGACUGAUCAAAAUGAAAACUUGGGAAAAACUGAACACUCAAAUAGUGUUACUACUGUCAUACUUCCCGGUGGUAAUCAUAGCUUGCCAAACGAGGGAGUUCCUUCUCCAUUGAUACAUCGGUGGAGAUCUGGUGGAUCAUGUGACUGUGGAGGUUGGGAUGUUGGUUGUAAACUACGCAUACUCUCCAAUGGAAGCCAGUGUAGUGAGGUUCCAAGGACAUCCAAAAGUUGCCUUAUGCCAGAUUGUCUUGAACUUUUCAAUGAGGGAGCAAACCAACAAGAUCAGCCUCUCUUCAGUUUGGCACAAGUGGAAAAGGGAAUGUAUUCGAUUGAAUUCAGUUCAUCAAUUUCUUCAUUACAGGCAUUCUUCAUUGGUGUCACGGUUAUAAGCUGUCAAAAAUCAACUGAUCUUCUGGAUGUCAGCAAUGCUUCCGGUGAAAAGUUUCAACAGGAACCAAGGAACUCCAGUGAUGUAACAAAGAAGAUCCACACCAUGCCCCCAGGGAAGACACAUGUGAAAUACACUCUAAGCCCCCCUCUUUCCCCUUUUGAAAGGGUGUAGUGGGUUCGUGCCAGGAGACUGUUUGCUGUUGGUGUAUAGUUGCUAAAGUUCUUGAAAUGGCAAAGAGGGAUUAGAGAAUGGCGUUCAUGAUUGAUCGCAUUGUUUUUCAUUGACUUGGGUCGGAAUGAUUUUUCGUCAGCUGUAAUCACCACUAAUAUCACCCUUGUGUUGAGUGUGAAGAAAACAAUGCUAUGAAAUAUACAGCUCUGAAAUUCAGAGAGUACA
Messenger RNA from Populus euphratica (Euphrates poplar), 3540 nucleotides. RefSeq lists its product as uncharacterized. The record is from RefSeq and is a predicted model, not a curated record. The transcript is spliced from 3 exons. The coding region runs from base 439 to 3315 and encodes 958 amino acids. NCBI's taxonomy places the organism in Eukaryota, Viridiplantae, Streptophyta, Magnoliopsida, Malpighiales, Salicaceae.